AUGCCGAGAUGCAUGAAGAGCAGAGACUCCUCCACGCCGUUGGGUGGAGCGUUACUGGGUUCAAUUGUGAUUGGUACACGAGAUCACUCGGUCCGAAUGUUGGGAUAUGAGGUGGAUCUACUGAACUUUUUAGAGGCUGGACACAGCGAAGAAUCAUAUUCACUGCCAGUGGACAGUGAAGGCCUAGUACAAAUUCACUCGAUUCCCAAACUUCACUACUGGCCAAGCAUUUCACCCACACUUCGAAAAUGUUUGUCCAUGGAAGGUCGAGCUAAGAACUACGACAACGCCGUUAUUUCACCAUGCACCGCGCCUGAUGCAAUGAACCAACUUAAAAUCGUCAACGAGAAUGGUGAGGAAUUAUACGGUAUUGGUGAAGAAGUGCGAGAAAUAUAUCCCAAAAAUCGGUAUACUUUAGUCUUCGGUGAACUACCUUUUGACACCUUGAAGCAAUUAUUAAAAAUACCCGAUUCAGAAGGAUCACAAGGACCUGUCGGUGAGACAGAUGUGUAA
This is a messenger RNA of Gregarina niphandrodes, 513 nucleotides long. RefSeq lists its product as hypothetical. The record is from RefSeq and is a predicted model, not a curated record. Bases 1 to 513 code for a protein of 170 amino acids. Lineage: Eukaryota; Apicomplexa; Conoidasida; Eugregarinorida; Gregarinidae. The transcript has a single exon.